GUCUGGUCAGAGGACACAGCAGAGACAACAGUUUCAAAUUCAUGGCCCGAACCAAGCAGACUGCGCGCAAGUCGACGGGUGGCAAGGCGCCACGCAAGCAGCUGGCCACUAAGGUGGCUCGCAAGAGCGCACCCGCCACUGGCGGCGUGAAGAAGCCGCACCGCUACCGACCUGGCACGGUGGCGCUUCGCGAGAUCCACCGCUACCAGAAGUCCACUGAGCUGCUAAUCCGCAAGCUGCCCUUCCAGCGGCUGGUGCGGGAGAUCGCUCAGGACUUUAAGACCGACCUGCGCUUCCAGAGCUCGGCUGUGAUGGUGCUGCAGGAGGCGUGCGAGUCUUACCUGGUUGGGCUGUUCGAGGACACCAACCUGUGUGCCAUCCACGCCAAACGGGUCACCAUCAUGCCCAAGGACAUCCAGCUGGCACGCCGUAUCCGUGGGGAGCAGGCCUAGGAGGGCCAUCUCGCCACCUGAGAGGUUGCGCAACGUUCACCCCAAAGGCUCUUUUAAGAGCCACCCACCUGGUCGGAAGAGUUGCUGUAGCAAGCCAGGCUCUUGGGUUUUG
Molecule: messenger RNA, 564 nt
Organism: Mandrillus leucophaeus (drill)
Lineage: Eukaryota; Metazoa; Chordata; Mammalia; Primates; Cercopithecidae
Gene: H3-4
Product: histone H3.1
Exons: 1
Coding region: 42-452 (136 amino acids)
Cellular component (GO): nucleosome
Molecular function (GO): DNA binding; protein heterodimerization activity; structural constituent of chromatin
Source: RefSeq, a predicted model, not a curated record